Molecule: messenger RNA, 1620 nt
Organism: Megalopta genalis
Lineage: Eukaryota; Metazoa; Arthropoda; Insecta; Hymenoptera; Halictidae
Gene: wuho
Product: tRNA (guanine-N(7)-)-methyltransferase non-catalytic subunit wuho
Biological process (GO): tRNA modification; RNA (guanine-N7)-methylation
Cellular component (GO): nucleus; tRNA methyltransferase complex; cytosol
Molecular function (GO): protein binding
Source: RefSeq, a predicted model, not a curated record
CUAACUGAUCAAACUGCGAUCUGAAACUAUGCAGGAUUCGCUACCACUAUGUACGAUCACUGUACAUAUGUAGAAUGUACGUAGAACUUAGACUCCUAAAUCUCGUCAUUGACGUGCAGCGUGUAUCGAGCACGUGGAGUACAGUGCAUCUUGCAGUGACGAAGUGUAUCAACUAUCAACUUUCUUUGAAAUAAUACACAUUCGUGUAUAUUGCGUUCAAAUAAAAAAUAAAUUUAUAUUAUCGGGAUCUUCCAACUUUAUGAUUUAUUUACGCGCAACGUUGCGAACAACAAAUUAUUGUUCAACAAAGUUUAUGUUACAAUUAUGAGUUUUUCUAUAUGCGACUCCGACAUUGCUUUGUGUACCAACGAGCAAGUUGUCGUGUAUAAUUUUGAACAUGAUACGGACAAAAUAAUCCAGUUACCCGAACUUCAAACGGACAAAAGCAUCGAUUCACACAAUAAUAUAAAUAUUGAAGCGUUUCACACUAUAACAAAUGUAACAUUUUCAAACGAUGGUAAAUACUUUUUUGUUUGCACAAAUCGCAAACAACUGUGCCUAUAUGAAAAGAGAAACUGCAAUCUUUUAUCAAAUCAGACACUGACAAGAGCAGCCAGCAAAGUAAGAUUUACACCUGGUAAUGAUAUAGUUGUCGCUGACAAAACAGGCGAUGCUUAUCUAUUUCCGAGUAAUAAAUCUGACAAUGCGAUAUUAUUGUUGGGACAUUUGUCGAUGUUGCUUGAUGUAAUAGUUACAGAAGAUGAAAAAUACAUUGUUACCACUGAUAGAGAUGAAAAGAUCAGAGUCUCGAUGUUUCCAAACUCGUAUAAUAUCAUGUCCUAUUGUUUAGGGCAUAAAAAGUUUGUAACAAAUAUUUUAGAAUUACCUCAUCGUAGAAGUGUUUUGGUAUCUUGCGGAGGAGAUGGGGUUCUUAUUUUAUGGAACUAUAAAUGUGGAAAAAGUUUAUUAUCGGUUAAUUUCUGCGAUAAAAUACCUAAAACAGAUAUCGAGAAGUUCAAUCAAAAGCUUCAGGAUUGCCAUUUGGAUGAAACUGUAGAGAUUUUACCUGUUAAACAUUUAAGACUCUGCGCACUGAAUUCUUCUUCGUCAUUGGCUGUGAUGAGCUUUUAUGAUAACACGUUGUUAUUAGUUUAUAUCAUUAGCGACGCAGAAGAAUCAAAAUUCAAAGCUACAUACGUUCAAUCCAUAGUUGCAGACUAUGAACCUAUAGAGUGCCAUUUUUAUAAGGGAAAUUUCUGGGUACUGAACCAAGUAGGAUUUCAAGUAUACAAAUUCAAACAAAAUAAUUUUGUUCUUGGCAAUACAACAAAUAUGAAACUAAAUAAAUUGAAUAACAUUUGGAAAUCAUUGAGGAAAGAUUCCAUUAAGCAAAAUUUAUUUCCAAUUUUAUAUAAAAGAAAGUAUGACAAUGUACAAGAAUAUUUGGAGAGGAAGAAGACACGUCUUUCGAGUACUGUUGAGUAAUUUUUGACAUUUAAGAAAUGUUUCUGUCACAAAAGAAUGUAUUCUAUUGUACAGCCUAUAACUAAGUUUGAACCAAUGAUUCCAUAUUACGAAGCAUACGUUUCUACCAUAAAAUACAAAUAAUAUUACAACAAA